Molecule: messenger RNA, 3179 nt
Organism: Actinia tenebrosa (Australian red waratah sea anemone)
Lineage: Eukaryota; Metazoa; Cnidaria; Anthozoa; Actiniaria; Actiniidae
Biological process (GO): endocytosis; endosomal transport
Cellular component (GO): plasma membrane; cytoplasm; clathrin coat of coated pit
Molecular function (GO): calcium ion binding; cadherin binding
Source: RefSeq, a predicted model, not a curated record
GCAAGCGAUCAUACGAAGUAAACAUGGACGCGGGGCUGGGUAUUCCAUCUAUGAACCAGCUCUCCGCUGGACAUACUGCAGUGUAUGAAGCAUACUUUAGACAAGCUGAUGUAAAAUUAAACUGCAAAAUUGCUGCAAGUGAUGCUGCAUUAUUCCUGAAAAGAUCAAAUCUAAAAGAAGGAGUUCUACACAAGAUAUGGGAACUGAGUGAUCCAAAUGGCACUGGAUUUCUGGAUAAACAUAGAUUCUUUCUGGCAUUACGUCUCAUUUCCUUAGCCCAAAAUGGUAAAGAAGUCUCCAUUGCGAAUCUUUCAUUGUUGGUGCCUGCGCCCAAUCUGGGAGAUAUUCCACACUCUACUGUCCCACCUCCUUUGGAUUCCACUGCCUGGUCUGUAAAACCAGCAGAGAAAACAAAAUAUGAUACUAUAUUUGAGAAUUUAAAGCCAGUUAAUGGGUUUUUACCUGGGGAUAAAGUCAGACCAGUUCUAAUGAAUUCCAAGCUUCCACUGGAUGUUUUGGGUCGUGUCUGGGAGCUUUCUGAUAUUGAUAGAGAUGGCAUGUUAGAUGCUGAUGAGUUUGCUGUGGCAAUGCACCUGGUUUACAGAGCAUUAGAAGGUGAAAUAAUACCAUUAACUCUUCCUGGACGAAUAGUACCACCAUCAAAGAGAAAACUUAAAAACCCCUCCUCUACACCUCAGUCACCGUCACUGAAAAAUAUUUCUCUACCAACAAUUUCUCCCGUCCCAGCAAUGGCAAGUAAAGAUUCACAGACAUGGGUUGUUUCAAGUGCUGACAAGAUCAAAUUUGACGCGAUCUUCAAGACAGUUGACAAAGAUGCUGAUGGUCUUGUAUCCGGUGAGGAAGUUAAAGAUGUUUUCAUGCAUUCUGGUCUUCCACAGCCUAUUCUUGCUCAUGUUUGGGGUCUUUGUGACUUCAAGAACAGUGGCAUGCUCAAUGCCGAGCAGUUCAUCUUGGCUAUGCAUUUUCUUCAACAAAAAGUCAAAGGAGUUGAAGUACCAAAAGCUCUGACACCAGAAAUGAUUCCACCAUCAAUGAGAGGAAGCCUAACACCGAUUACAACAUCAACAGAAGAUAAGGAUGGUUUGUCUCUAAAAAUGACUUCAUCAUUAGGAGAUUUUACAGCUGUUAAGGAACUGGACAAAAUUACUAAAGACAUUGAAGAACUUGGAAGAGAAAAAAUGACAUUACAACGUGAAAUAAACGAAACAGAAGACAUGAUUCGACAGAGAAAUACAGAGAUACAGAACCUACAGUCAGAUUUAGAAAAGAGAAAACUUAGCGUACAAGAAUUAGAACAACAGCGACAAGAAGCACAAAGUCAAUUAGAUGAGCUAGAUAAAGAAAAAGCUAAAUAUGAUGAGUUACUAGCAGAUAUAAAACAGAAAUGUCAGGAACAAACUAAAGUCAUAUCUGAUUUACAGACACAGAUUCAAAAUAAUCAAAAGUCAACGCUGGUGCAAGAGGAGGAACUAAGUGAAGCAAAGUUUGAACUGAACAAGAUUCGUGAAGAGGAGGCUAAGCUAGAACAAGAAAUUCAGUCAAGUAAGGAUUAUUUAGAAACAGUACAAAAACAGUGCAAGUCAGUACAAAGUGAAAUAAUGAAGACUCGGUCCAAGAUUAGCACUCUCAAAGAGACAAACACCAGUCUACAAUCGCAGAUUGCACAUUAUAACUCCCUCAUGAAUAACACGUCAAGUAGCACACCCACGACAACCAACUCGCUUUUGAAUGACUUCUCGCCAUUAUCUGAUGGAUUUGACAUGACCCCUACCCCCUCGGAAACAGAUGCAAUGAGUGUCAGGGCCACUGCUGGUAGUAGUCCUGUCAGCAGUCUCAGUGGCUUUAGUGUAGGUUCUGGUCGAGUAGACGAAACUGUAGAUGACGAUUUCAAGGAAAAAGAAGCAAGCGAUGACUUUAAGGAUGGCGAUCCUUUCAAGGGGAAAGAGAACUUUUUCAGCUCGACUGAUAAUGAUUCCAGUGAUCCUUUCCAUUCUGACGACCCCUUCAAGUCCGAUCCGUUCCAUUACAAGAGUGUCUCUUUCGCUGAUCCCUUCACUUCAACAGAUCCUUUUGCGGGAGAAGAAGACUUGUUCAAAAAUGACCCCUUCAAAAGUGAAAUACCGACCUCAAAUGGCGGGACCACAGGACAAGGUGUGUCAAAUGGACUAUCAUCAUCCAAGUCUGACCCAUUUGGAGAUCCCUUUCAGAGUGCUUUUCCACCUUCUAAGGGCUCCAGCGAUAAUUUCUUUGCUUCAGACCCUUUCAAGCCUGUAACAUCAAAUGAUGAUUCCAACAAAACUCCAACCAAUCAGAAGAAGAGUUCUAGUAAUCAAGGUAAAGAUCCCUUUGGUGGUGACCCCUUUGGCUCCAAUGAUCCAUUUGCUGCUUCUUGAAUCUUCGUUUAUCAACAGAAAUUAAAUUGAUCACAAGAAUUAUUUGGCAUAAAUGAUAAUGCAACCAGAUAGACUGGUUUAUCAAGUUUGACCUGUUGAUUCAUCAAAUCGACUCAGCGCGCUAAGAAACCACGAUAAUGAUGCAUAGAGACAAGCAAACAGUAAAUACCGUUGUCAUGUAUUAACCCUGGCAACCAAACAAGGCAGGCAAAUAUAGUUGAGUUUUGAAUUAAAUUCAUAUAUAAUUUUAUGUAUAAUUUAGUACUGGGAAAGCUUAAGCUUUAAUUACUAUACUCAAAAUAUGAUAAAAUAAGCAUAAAUAUUUUACUUAAAUCUAAUAUUAACUAUUCUAAAUUUUCAUCUUGCUUAAAAAUGAAAAAGGUGGAGAGUCCAAAAAAAACAUGUCAUUUUUGUUUUAAAUUGUGUUUUCAGUUUGAAGAAACACAAACACUGCAUAUUUGAAUGUGCAGCACUUAAUUGCCGUGUAGCUUAGCAUAACAAGUUCAUAGGCCUUCUCUGGGGUGACGAACGUAAUGCAUUCUGGUCAUGUUCAUCAUCAUGACAUGAUGUAUGUAUGUCAUUUGUACUGAGCCAAGAAAAUAAGACUUUAUUUGCCUAUCUCAGAAAAUGCCUGUCUCAUUGUUCACAUUAGUUCACGUUCACGCAGCUCACAUUCACGAACGUGUUUUCAAAUCACAAUUACAAUGGUAGUUUUUAUAUUUUCUAUUUUUUUAAUGUUCUUUUUUUUUUUUUUUUUUUUUUUUU